Molecule: messenger RNA, 2063 nt
Organism: Myxocyprinus asiaticus (Chinese sucker)
Lineage: Eukaryota; Metazoa; Chordata; Actinopteri; Cypriniformes; Catostomidae
Product: E3 ubiquitin-protein ligase pellino homolog 1-like
Exons: 8
Coding region: 513-1946 (477 amino acids)
Biological process (GO): regulation of Toll signaling pathway; protein K63-linked ubiquitination
Molecular function (GO): ubiquitin protein ligase activity; protein binding
Source: RefSeq, a predicted model, not a curated record
UUUCGACUCAUGAAAAUUAAUGAGUUCGUUACAGUAGUUAGUACGAUUCGUGAAUUUGCAUCCGGAGGCGGCGCUACGCAUAUCGUGGCAUCCUGACCAACCGCAUAGACGCAAGAUGUGGGCGAGGGCAAAACCCGUCCCCGGAUUUCUUUAACGGGAGAACUGCUAAAGAGAGAUGGGCGUGACAACGGAGUGUCUGGACUAGACCGAAAACACUGUUCUCCACGAUUAAGACACCGGAGUGUGGCAAUGCAAACCGCGCGACGUGAUGCGCGUGCCAUCCAGUUUAACACACACGAGUGAUGAAGUAACAACACGACGCCCGAUAUUAAGGCCAUACGCUGAUUGACAAGCCAAGGAUAUUCAAGGCAGGGGUCUAGAACAUCAUCAGGUGGGUGAAGUAACUGUGGUUGGCGAGAGGGUUGGGAUGCAGAUAGAAAUCGUAUUAAGUUUCCAUUUCCUCUCCCUUUGGUGCUUAUAAGAAAAAGUUGCCGUGAGUCGUUCUUGUGGAUAUGGUUUUGGAAGGGAGUUCUGAAGCUCUUUGCCCUCCUCCGUCCUUGGAGCUGCGUCCAUCGUGCAACAAGAGCCAUCCGUCACCUCCUCUGGGCUCAGGGUCCCAGUCCCAUGAUGCCCUCUGCCCUGAGGACAAGGAGCCCAUCAAGUAUGGGGAGCUGAUUGUACUUGGACAUAAUGGUUCACUAGCAAGCGGGGACAAGGGCCGCAGGAGGAGUCGGCUGGCCCUUUACAAACGACCCAAAUCCAACGGCGUCAAACCUGAUGUCAUCCACAACGUCUCCACACCUCUGGUGUCAAAGGCCCUAAGCAACAAAAGUCAGCACAGCAUCUCCUACACACUGUCCAGGAGUCAUUCUGUUAUUGUGGAAUAUACACAUGACCCCAACACAGACAUGUUUCAGAUCGGCCGUUCCACAGAGAGCAUGAUAGACUUUGUGGUGACAGACACAGCGGGCAACGGUGGUGGAGGACAGGGACAGGGGGGCGCAAACGGAGAGGGAGGACAGUCAGCCCAGAGCACGAUCUCCCGCUACGCUUGCCGCAUCAUGUGUGAACGAAGUGCUCCAUACACAGCACGAAUAUAUGCCGCGGGCUUUGACUCUUCCAAAAACAUCUUCCUUGGGGAGCGAGCUGCUAAAUGGAGGACCUCAGAUGGUUUGAUGGAUGGCCUAACAACCAAUGGGGUGCUUGUGAUGCACCCAGCAGGGGAGUUUGUAUCUGAGCCCGCUCCAGGGGUGUGGAGGGAGAUCUCAGUAUGUGGGAAUGUUUUUGCCCUUCGAGAGACACGAUCUGCCCAGCAAAGAGGAAAACUGGUCGAGAAUGAGUCGAACAUGCUGCAGGAUGGUUCUCUAAUCGAUCUUUGCGGGGCAACUCUGCUCUGGCGGACCCCCAGCGGUCUUUGUCACACCCCGACUCUCAAACAGCUUGAGUCUCUACGGCAAGAACUAAAUGCUGCUCGUCCACAAUGCCCUGUGGGCUUCAAUACACUCGCCUUCCCCAGCUUGGCCCAACGCGCCACCAUCGACAAGAAACAGCCCUGGGUCUAUAUGAACUGCGGCCACGUUCACGGCUACCACAACUGGGGGUUUCGCAAGGAAAAGGCAGGAUCGUCUGCCUUGGCGUUAACUGGGGGCGGAGGAACGGCUCCAGCUACCACUGGAGAGCGCGAGUGUCCCAUGUGCAGAGGUGUGGGCCCCUAUGUGCCCCUCUGGCUCGGGUGUGAAGGAGGGCUGUACCUGGACGCAGGCCCCCCGACGCACGCGUUCUGCCCCUGCGGUCACGUGUGCUCGGAAAAGACGGUGCAAGGUUGGAGUCAAAUCCCACUGCCGCACGGAACGCAUGCCUUCCACGCUGCUUGUCCUUUCUGUGGAACUUGGCUGACCGGAGAACAAGGCCACAUUAAACUCAUCUUCCAAGGGCCGGUGGACUGAGAGGAACUUACCACUCAGAAAGUGUGACGUUAAAGAGAUAAUUCACCCCAAAAUUAAAGUUUUUAUCAAUUUUUACAUACCUUAAUGUCGCUCCAAAACCCAUAUGAUUUUCCUUCU